Molecule: messenger RNA, 685 nt
Organism: Plodia interpunctella (Indianmeal moth)
Lineage: Eukaryota; Metazoa; Arthropoda; Insecta; Lepidoptera; Pyralidae
Exons: 4
Coding region: 110-673 (187 amino acids)
Source: RefSeq, a predicted model, not a curated record
CCGACCGACUAAUUGAUUAAUUUCUUACUAUUAAAUCUUGCAUUAAAGCUUAAUUGGUAACUUGCUUUAGGCAUAAAUACAAGUCUGUGAUAAUAAGAAGACAACAGCAAUGCUUCGAUAUCAGAACAUUGUCGUUGGACUUGUUUUUAUAUACAUAUCCCAUGCGUUAUCAAUAACCGAAGGACCAUACACUGAUAAAUACAAUGCGCAUUUUUGUAUAUUACUGCGCGGCUGUAGUGCGUACAAUUCGCACAUGAGUGAAACCUGUGGUUAUGACGCAAAGAUCCACGACUUGAAAAUUUUUGACAAUGUAUGUAAGAUGUAUGAAGAAAAUUGUAAGAAGAAAACACGAUAUUUUGAGGCUAAAGUCGAAGCGUGCAAAUCAAAACACGAGUUUUUGACACAAAACGGGAACUCAUCCACAGACUGGGAGCACGGGCACGACGGAUUCAAUAUUCCCUUGCUCAACUUGACGAAGCCCAUCUAUAUACACAACGCACGGGGUAACGACUUCUUUAAACUAGUACCAGGGUUCAUAAAAGCAGCCUACAUAGCUGGUUCCCGCACUACCACGGGUAGUAUGUAUGGUUCCGAAAAUCGUACCAGAACUCGGGGGAAUUACACAUACAUUUUAGAAAAGAUCAUCGGUUUAAAUAUAAAGAAAUUUACGUAGACAACAUUCGAA